AUGAGCCUGUCGCCCCGCCGCUCGGCCCGAGUCCCCGGACCCCAGGGCUCCCUGUGCGCGCUGCUCGCGCUGCUGCUGCUGGCGCCUCCGGGGCCCUUCGCCAACGCGGGUCCGGGCGCCGCGGUGGUGCGAGAGCUGCGUUGCGUUUGUUUACGCACCACCCCAGGAAUUCACCCGAAAAUGGUCAGUAGUGUGCAGGUGAUCGACGCGGGCCCGCACUGCGCCAAGGUGGAAGUGGUAGCCUCCCUGAAGAACGGGAGGGAAGUCUGUCUGGACCCAGAAGCCCCUUUGAUCAAGAAAGUCCUCCAGAGGAUUCUGGACAGGCUUCGGGGAGCGAGGGGAGGAGGAGAGAGGCAAGGGGGAAAAAAAAGGAGAGAGAGGGGGCAGAGAACGCGCGCCGAACCCUCCCGAAUCUCCGCGCUGCCAGAGGAGUCUGGAUUGUGUCCCCAGUGUCAGAUGAAAGGGCGCUGA
Molecule: messenger RNA, 471 nt
Organism: Carlito syrichta (Philippine tarsier)
Lineage: Eukaryota; Metazoa; Chordata; Mammalia; Primates; Tarsiidae
Product: C-X-C motif chemokine 6-like
Exons: 4
Coding region: 1-471 (156 amino acids)
Biological process (GO): neutrophil chemotaxis; inflammatory response; cellular response to lipopolysaccharide
Cellular component (GO): extracellular region
Molecular function (GO): chemokine activity; CXCR chemokine receptor binding
Source: RefSeq, a predicted model, not a curated record